AUGGCCACAGCUGCUCCUCCUGUGUCAUUUUCCUCUACUAAAGAGACAGCCAAUUAUGCAAGACUUUGUCAUCUUUUGGUUGAAGUGGGAUCUUGUGUGCUACGGAACACAUUUGACAAGAUUAAUCCCCCAAGUGACCUUCACAAACACUUGAAGACACAUCGUGCCACACUACAGCAACUUCGAAGGAAAAAAAUUUUAAAUCCAACACAAUGGGGAAAGUUAUACCCUGCAAUACGUACCUCAGUAUCAUCAAAAAACUUUGACAUAACUCUUCUGACAGUCCUACUAAGGAACAUUUGUAGCCUAAGUCGACCAGCCACUGGAUGGGAUGCACUUCCCCCUGCCACAGAUACAAGCACAGAGGCUGACAUUGUGUGA
Pocillopora meandrina is the source of this 381-nucleotide messenger RNA. The record is from the annotation of a GenBank genome assembly. Lineage: Eukaryota; Metazoa; Cnidaria; Anthozoa; Scleractinia; Pocilloporidae.